UCUAUAUAUGUCCACAACGUUAAUGUUGUAAACGUUCAUUGUACAAUAUACGUCAGAGUUGACCACGUGCGUCAGUAUUUUAUAGUACGUUGUUAAACAGGUCGUGUAGUUAAAAAGACUGGAGGUUAUUUUGCUGCCAUCUGUUGGAGGUUUCAUUUACUUCGUCUAAACCUGUGGAAUAAUUUUAAAAAUGGCUAAUUUGAACAUAACAACAAUUGUUAUAGUGUUGGUGACAAUUUAUAUCGUAAAUGUUAUGAGUCAGUCAACCACAAACAAACAAACAACUGUUCUACCAACAACACAAGUUGUCGCUAAUCAAGAGUCAGUAAAUGAGCCGACUGUAACGGGUACUGAUCCAGCAAAUACACACGUUGAAAAACAGCCACAGAAACGAAGCCAAGUAAAACGCAGGAAAUUUAAACGACGUCUUCGCAAGAAACGCCCUUCAACAAAAAACAAUACAGAAGUUAUUGCACCCGAUCCAGCUUCUGAAGCUGAACAAACUUUACAAACAUUAGUGAUCGAACCUAAAGAAGCACCGGUUGUCAAAACUGUAAUGGCUGCACAAGUAAAGGUAGCUGCCAAGAAUAAACCAUUGAAAAUCGCACAAAAACAGCCCAGAGUUCAGCCAGAUAAUAGAGCUAAUGCAGUGGUAGCUAAACCGGAGAAAAAUUCAGCCGGUUUUGGACAAGAAAUGUUUUUUGACAUGUUUUCUGAUAAUGAUACAACAACCAUUCAGCCUGAGGCCGCUGGUCCCCCGCCAAAUUUUAAUGUCAAUAAAGUUCCGCCAACAAAAGUUGUACCAACAGUAGAUACGAAAAAUGCAAAGGCAUACGACGGCUCAUUAUGCAGCGACAACUACAAACCACACGACACGUUAAAGACGAAGUAUUUAAUGAAAUCUGCAGACAACAGUUGGGGCGCUUUAGACUGUGCUCCAAAUAUGGGAACUGGCCUCGUUUGGAGACAAGAUCUUUGCUCUUGCGGCGAGGAAUUAGUGGCCGUUGAUCCAAACGAUUGGUGCGGGAGUCUGGGGUACAGUCCACACUUAGGAGAUAAACAUAAAUAUAUUAGGAAAGACCAGGGUGUUAACGUGAACAAGACUUGUCCAGCAACACUAGUCUGGUCACAGGACAAAUGUUUAUGUAUAUAUGAUCCUACAGUAGAAGCAAGGCCCAUAGAAAAUACAGUGACAUUUGUAUGCAAAACAAUUUUAAAGAUGGAAUUUGAAGGGAACUUAAAAGACUCAGCGAUGGGAUAUCAGAUACAAACUGUUGACAUAAAAAGACGCGGAAAAUUGCCUCGAAUCCGCUACCGGAAAGUUCCAGGUUCAACAGAGAAAGCUGCUAUGAUAGUUAGCCAACCUUUAAAGUUUCUUGCUUUUCGUGGCAAUGAUUUUCAAAAACAAAUCACAUAUGCAUUAAGUUUCAAGAUAUCACCCCGACAUAAUAACAGAGAUAAUUUUAUGGUUUUAUUAACGGACGAAUGUAGAGGCAGUGGUGGUGGACAGAAUAAAGCAAGAAAGCCAAGCAUUAGAUUAGCUUUUCAGCCAAAUACAAAAACCUUUAAUUUUCAGUUUAGAACACUGGAUAAGGAAGUAGAUCAGAACAUCAAUAAAACAACAGCAGAUAUGUACGGUUGGUAUAAGGUUGUUGUUUACCUGGAAUAUGAAACAUUAACAAUGGAAGUGAAUGGCCAGAAAGUGUUUGAACAGAAAGAUAUGCUGGGUAAGAUUCCUCAGAAUAAGUGCCCACUGUUUAUCGCCGGUAGAGGGCCUGCCUACGAUAGAACUGAAGAUUUCUAUGGCUAUAUGGACAAUGUACAACUCGUGAAAGAUUGCAAGUUCCACGAAGCCAACAUCAAGUUUCUGUGAUCAAGCUUAAAUUCCUUUAAUACUUUAUUGUAUAAAUGUUAUUUUCACGUCAUAAUAUAUUGAUUUUAAUAACUA
Molecule: messenger RNA, 1948 nt
Organism: Ruditapes philippinarum (Manila clam)
Lineage: Eukaryota; Metazoa; Mollusca; Bivalvia; Venerida; Veneridae
Exons: 9
Coding region: 191-1873 (560 amino acids)
Source: RefSeq, a predicted model, not a curated record